AUGACACCAAAGUUAGAUGCGGAAAAUAUUCCCAUCUCCGUACAGGCCAAUCCUCAACCCAUUAAGGAGAAGCCCAGAGUUCGAAGGGCAAUUGACGAAGAGGGUGAUAGGGUCACAGCGAGUUCCCCGCAUUAUCUGCCAAUCUGGGACCAUAGCCAGAAAUACGAACCCCUCCAGCCAUUCGAGCAUAUCGAGCACGGCAAAGGGGCGGAUCCAGGCUUUAAGGACCUUCUAACUGAAGGCUCCAAGCUCCAGCAUCUCACUCCCACCACGGGAUCAGAGGUCACUGGGGUCCAGCUCAGCAAGCUCAGCGACGCUGGUAAAGACCAGCUCGCCUUGCUCGACCUUACCGACCUCCCAAUCCAGGACGCCCUCGACUUUGGAGGCUAUUUCGGCCGUCAUCACAUCCAUCCAACUAGCGGAAGCCCCGAGGGUUAUCCUGAGCUCCAUAUGGUGCAUCGAAAUGGGAAUUCGGGCGAUUUGACUCAUUAUUGGCCAAACGGACUACCACUAGGCACCACAUUUUUAUACGCCUUGGAUGUUCCACAAGUUGGUGGUGACACUGCAUUUGUCAACCAGGUCGAGGCGUACAAUCGAUUGUCGCCCCUCCUAAAGGAUCGCUUGCAUGGACUUAAGGCGGUCCAUUCUGGAGUCGAACAAUCCGAGUUUAGUAGGAAACUGGGUGGAGUAGUAAGACGAGAACCUAUUACUUCGGAGCAUCCUAUCGUGCGCACUCACCCGGCAACUGGCCAGAAAGCCUUAUAUGUAAACAGCGUUUUUACCCGAAGUAUCGUCGGGUUUAAGAACGAAGAGAGCGAGGCGCUCUUGAACUUCUUAUACAACCAUAUUAGCCGUGGUAUUGACUAUCAGGCUCGCGUUAGGUGGGCUCCCGGGACUGUGGUUAUUUGGGAUAACCGCGUAGCUUCGCACUCUGCUAUCAUCGAUUGGACAACAGGGGAGCGACGACAUUUGGCUCGCAUUACCCCCAGGCCGAGUAGAGCUCAGACUCAUGAGGCGAGAAGGAUUUUCCAUUCCACGGAAUCGAACUUUCAAUUCCCGUUGAAGAUGGAGCUCUGAUUGGCAUGGUGUCGCUGCAAAGGCCUUAAGGGCUGGAUCGGCCUAAUGGAACACAAUCAACGCACAUUUGAAAUUGAAUUGGGAGAGAGACUGAUCUAAAUAGAAAUAAAUAGAUAGAUUAAUACGAACCCAGAAAACUAG
Molecule: messenger RNA, 1218 nt
Organism: Eremomyces bilateralis CBS 781.70
Lineage: Eukaryota; Fungi; Ascomycota; Dothideomycetes; Eremomycetales; Eremomycetaceae
Product: alpha-ketoglutarate-dependent taurine dioxygenase
Exons: 8
Coding region: 1-1077 (358 amino acids)
Cellular component (GO): cytoplasm
Molecular function (GO): 2-oxoglutarate-dependent dioxygenase activity
Source: RefSeq, a predicted model, not a curated record